Pocillopora meandrina is the source of this 294-nucleotide messenger RNA. NCBI's taxonomy places the organism in Eukaryota, Metazoa, Cnidaria, Anthozoa, Scleractinia, Pocilloporidae. The record is from the annotation of a GenBank genome assembly.
AUGGAUCAAACGGCUGAGCAGUGACCAAUGCCUCAGAAGCACCCUUUGUAAUGUCUCAGCUUUUAUCAAAGUUAGAUCCAAAAGAUAACAUUGACUUUGGCUAAGAAAUGCAUUUCUCAGCCAAAAACGAGAAAUGCAUUGAGUUGUUGGAUUGCCAGAGGAGAGAAAGCCUAUGGUUCAGCCAUAUUCCUCAGAUGGAAACUCACACAUGGCAGUUAUUCCUGCAUAUUGCACAUGGUUAAAGCAUUUGUUGCCCCUUCAAAGAAAACGUCAAUACCAUGCUUGGAGUUGACG